AUGAUAAAUGAGAAAGUCACUUUUCUUUCAAAACCCCUAACGAUAAAAACAAAUUUAUUGAUAGUAAAUGGAACCGGGAAUCUCAAAGAUUGCAAUUUAACAUGUAACCAGAUAAGCAUCAUUCAUGAUUAUUACCAAAUUCACGCGAAAACAAUUGAAAUAAUCGGUGAAUCAUAUUUCAGAACGAAAGCAUUUGAUUGUCCAUUUUUAGUUUGCGAUCAUCUGAAAAUCAAAACGCCUAUAUCUCUUAAUAUUGCCAGCCAAGAAGAUGUCAUUAAAUUUCAAUUUGCAAAGGCUAAGACAGUUGAUUAUUUUUAUGUUAAAUCCAAUUACAACUAUAAAAAGCCGGGAUAUCCUUCAAUUGAUUAUAUUCAUGAUAAAGAAACAGGAAUCGUAUAUAUCGAAAUUGUAUAUUAUAAUACAUUUGUACCUAGUAUUAUCUUUAUCUCCGAAUCAAGAGCGAAACCUCCUUUCGAAGGAUGCUUGCUUCUAAGACAUAACAAUAUUUCUUUUCUCAAUACACUUGGGAGGACUUCUGAAAUUGUUGAUGUUUAUUUUAAAGAUUUUGGUAACGAAACGAUUGUAAUUAAUGCAAGUUAUUCCUUCACCAGAUAUUUAAAUAUAUAUUGUGAAAGAAACAAAAUUUGUUUUGCCGAUUAUGAUUUCUUUGAAGAACUUAGAAUUCAGAAUGCAAUUUUAACAGAUUUUGAAGUUUUCGUAAGAAGUUUGAAAUUAGAAAGUUGCCAAAUAUUGGACAAUGUUAGAGGAAAAGUAACUGAAUUAACUAUCAUCAAUCCAAUCAUGUCAAACGUAACAUCAUUUCUAGCAGAGGAAGCGCGUUUUUACGAUAUUAAUUUGCUUACGAUUUAUGAAACUACCUUCAUUGUUGAAAAUUCUCUUUUUGAAUUUGCAAAUUACAAAUCUUGGAGAUUAACUCUGGUUAAUGGAGCAAUGGUAUCAAAAAAGAAUAAUACAGACUUUUCACGCAUUAAUGGAAAUUAUGAUUUAUAUCUUCCUCCUGUUUAUGACAGUAUUACCCUAUAUCCAGUUCAAAAAUUGAUGACAUCAACACAGUUUUUAAAGCUUAGAGUAAUUCAAUGCCAAAUUAUCCCUAAUGAUGAAAAAAUAUACAAAAACUUAUUAUCAAAUAACUUAAUUGUGAUAUUUGAAGACAAAGGAUGCCUUAAUUUCCAUGAAGAAUUGAUAUAUGAUGUAAAAUCAUUAAUGAUUGCCACAGCAAAUAUCUAUUCAUCGCAAUCUGUGAAAUUUAGACCACAAAUUCUUAAUAUCUCAACAAAUGCAACAAGAAUAGACAAUAAUUUCACUUGCAAUAUAUUAAGUAUACACGAUAAUUGUUUGACAAUGAUUGACGAAAUUUCUGGAGUUGAAGAAAUUGAUAUUCAUUAUUCUAUUUACAAAACUGGUUAUUUAUAUACAAAGAAGUUUUAUUACAAUAACCAGACAACUAGAAAUCUUCACAUAGCAUUUAUUAAUGAUGAUGAAAGGGAUCAACUUUAUUAUAACCGAGAUUGGAAUAAUUUUAGUAUUGAUGUUUUUUGUGCAGAUGAAUUUUAUUAUAAUUUGUCCACAAUUACAAGUAAUUUUACAAGUCCUCAUUGGGCAUUCAAUGGAAUAACAAGUCAAUUUAAGAUGGACAUUAAGAAAUAA
Messenger RNA from Trichomonas vaginalis G3, 1668 nucleotides. RefSeq lists its product as uncharacterized. The record is from RefSeq and is a predicted model, not a curated record. The transcript has a single exon. The coding region runs from base 1 to 1668 and encodes 555 amino acids. Lineage: Eukaryota; Parabasalia; Trichomonadida; Trichomonadidae.